AUGUCCAUUCCAGAAGGGCUUGCACAUCAGAGGCGAGGCCUGCCAGCGUGCCCAGCACUGGUGACCACCUGGCUUGUCUGCGCGUACAUGCCAGGCACAGCGCACGGCAGUGGUCUAUACCACAGAUUCGCCGUGCACCGCUCCCUGGCGGACAUCAUCCCGGUGGCAGGAUGGCGCGAGUACUGCGAUGGUGGUAGGUGGGCCUACAAGUCGCCGUAUUGCGGAAACGUUACCAAUAUGGACCCCAAUUUUUCAGAAAAUCAGGACGCGUGGCCACACUUCGAGAAGGCAUGCGGCAAUCCUGGCCAGUCGCCCGUCAACAUCAACUUCUUGCAGACCAGCUUCAAGAGCUUCGGACCCAUUGCAUUCCUCGGCUACAACGUGCCGUUUCGCUUCAAGGUCGAAAACGGAGGACACGCCCUUUACAUCACGCCAGAGCAUCCGCAUCUCGAGUCCUACGGUGGCCCGCUGCCCGCUCGCUACACGCUGUCCAAGGGCGUCUUCCGCUUCGGCAACGAGACGAGCCAGCGCGGCUCGGAGCACACGCUCGAUGGCCGCUACUUCGACGCCGAGCUCCAGCUUCUGAUGUCGUGCGAGAAGCCAACGCCUACCGACUGCCUUCGGCGUGACAAAGGGUUGGCCAUAUUCGUCAUUCUCUUUCAGAAAAAGGAGGCGUCCAAUCCCUUCCUGGACAUACUCAUCAACGCCACCGAGCACAUGACCACGCGAGGCAACACGACCGAGACGUUGAUUCCCAUGGCCUUCCUGCUCCCGAACUCGACGUCCAACUACUACCUCUACUUGGGCUCGCUCACUUUCCCGCCGUGCACCGGCAAGGCCCUCGUGGUGGUCUUCGACAACGUCGUCUCCAUUGGCGAGAUGCAGCUCAAGAAGCUAAGGAACAACCUGUACUACUACUUCGGCACUUGCAAGAAUCGGGUGGCCGGCAACUUGCGCAAGCUGCAAAACCUGGGCAACCGUAUCGUCUACAGAUCAUUCAAGUUCACCAGCGCUGCCGCCACUUCAGCGGCCACAUUGAAACUGGUGUUAAGCGUAGCGACCACUGUCCAUUAUGUCGGCAGUGGCCGCGCUAUGUAA
Molecule: messenger RNA, 1098 nt
Organism: Rhipicephalus microplus (southern cattle tick)
Lineage: Eukaryota; Metazoa; Arthropoda; Arachnida; Ixodida; Ixodidae
Product: carbonic anhydrase 1-like
Molecular function (GO): zinc ion binding; carbonate dehydratase activity
Source: RefSeq, a predicted model, not a curated record